AAUUAGAAAUAAGAAAUAAAAAUACAAACGCAUUCAGAGCGCAACUACACCGAUCACUCAACCACGAAGCAAAAAACUUUCACUCAUUCAACUACUUACCUAAUAACGAGGUCAACUCUUAAUAAACUCAAGUGUGCAUCUGCAAUAAAGAGCCCCGAAGGCACCAUAUGCAUCCCAAGCAUGACGCCAAAUAUCAUCGAAGUACCCCUAUCUCGGCUAGAACAUCAAGUCGCACUCAUACAUAACAAGCGAAAGAGCCGCAUAAGACAGCAGCCCACUUGAAAAUUAAAUUAACUGCCUCAAUGGAACGAGUUCACCAGAGGUGGCUAUGACACGCAGUCGUUCUCUUGUUCUUAAGCGGCAUUGUCAGGGCCUCCUACUCUUCAGCAAGCAUACCUGGUGGAAUUCCACGAUGACUUCCACCGCUUCAUGACUCAGAGUUAUCGGCUUUUCAUUUGGCAGUCGUUCGGUAAAUACCAUCAAGUUCUAGCGUUUGUUUAGCGCGUUUAUCGUCAGUGGCUACCGUGUUUGUUUACUGUGAAACCACAAAAAAUGAAUAAUGUUUACAAUGGCAGUUUUUACCCGGCUAGGAGCGACAUGUGCUUC
Messenger RNA from Leptinotarsa decemlineata (Colorado potato beetle), 606 nucleotides. Its product is annotated as phospholipid phosphatase homolog 1.2 homolog. Gene Ontology annotation, molecular function: phosphatidate phosphatase activity. Gene Ontology annotation, biological process: phospholipid dephosphorylation; signal transduction; phospholipid metabolic process. Gene Ontology annotation, cellular component: plasma membrane. The record is from RefSeq and is a predicted model, not a curated record. Lineage: Eukaryota; Metazoa; Arthropoda; Insecta; Coleoptera; Chrysomelidae.